GAGGUGCGGCCGGCUGCGGGCGGCCCUGGCUCCAGGCUCCUCCUCCUGCCGAUCCAGCCUUUUCCCACCCAGCCUCCACCCCUCCUCGGCUCGGCGCUGCAAAUCCUAGGCUUCCCUGAGAGCGGCGGCGGGAGCAGCGAAGGAGGUCGGAGGAGCGCAGCCGGCCGUCCGCACGGAUCACCCGGGUAGCAGCGGCGACAGCGCUAGCUUAGCUCCGGAGGUGCCGCGGGGCCCAGCGCGCCCCUGCGAGGCUAGCAGGCGGGGGCUGCAGCUGAGCGAGGGGGAAGAAAGUGAGCGUGUGUGCGUUGUGUGCGUGCGAGAGUGUAGGGGGCGACAGGCUCGAAUUAGGGCAGCAGAGAGGGCAGGGGAACCGGGGUGCGGCUCCCCAGUGUCUCCCCCAGCGGCACCCGCUUCCCGGCGCCCCUCACCAUGGACCUGCGCGGAGUCGGGAUGUGCCUUGGCCGCAGCGCGCGGGUGGCUGCCCGGCCCUGGGGGUGCGCGGGCGCGCGCGCGGAGAUGGCGAGGUAGGAUGGCCGUCCAGCGCGACCCCUGCCGCCCCAACCCAGCGGCCCCUGGGCGGUGCAGCUGACUCGCUGGAGCGCACAGGGGUGUGGGCGGAGGCGGCCCCGCAGCGCCCGCGUCUUCGGGAGUCGCUUUGCCUUUUCCACCCACUCGCACCUGCCACCGCGCGGAUACCAUGUCGAAAGCGGCUGGAGGCGCAUCGGCGGCGGAAAGUUGUCCUCCAACCUCUGCCGGCCCGUCUGCGGCCGCCGCCGUGGAGGACCUGUCCAAAGUGUCGGACGAGGAGCUGCUGCAGUGGAGCAAGGAGGAGCUGAUCCGCUGCCUGCGGCGCGCUGAGGCCGAGAAGGUGAGCGCGAUGCUGGACCACAGCAACCUCAUCCGGGAGGUCAACCGCCGCCUGCAGCUGCACCUCGGCGAGAUACGCGGGCUCAAGGAUAUUAACCAGAAACUCCAGGAGGACAACCAGGAACUGAGGGACCUCUGCUGUUUCCUGGAUGAUGACCGGCAGAAGGGCAAGAGGGUAUCCCGGGAGUGGCAGAGACUGGGCCGGUACACGGCGGGGGUGAUGCACAAGGAGGUGGCCUUAUACCUGCAGAAGCUGAAGGAGCUGGAGGUGAAGCAGGAGGAGGUGGUGAAGGAGAACAUGGAGCUCAAGGAGCUGUGUGUGCUGCUGGACGAGGAGAAGGGCACGGGCUGCGCGGGCAGCCGCUGCUCCAUCGACAGCCAGGCCAGCCUGUGCCAGCUCUCCGCCGCCGCGGCACCCUACGUGCGGGACGUGGGCGACGGCAGCAGCACUUCCAGCACGGGCAGCACCGACAGCCCCGACCACAAGCACCACGCGGGCGGCGGCAGCCCCGAGCACCUGCAGAAAGCCAGGCCGGAGGGCAGCCCGGAGCACGCCAAGCACGGGAGCGCCAGCCCGGAGCAUCUGCAGAAAGCCAGGGCCUCCGGGACCCCAGAUCACCCCAAAGCGCUCAAAGGCCCCAGCCCCGAGCACCACAAACCCUUGUGCAAGGGCAGUCCAGAACAGCAGAGGCACCCACACGCAGGGAACAGCCCGGAAACGCUGCCCAAGCACGUGCUGAGCGGGAGCCCCGAACACUUCCAGAAGCACAGGCCCGGGGGCAGCCCGGAGCACCCCAGGCACAGCGGAGGAAGCCCCGAGCAUCUGCAGAAACACGCCCUUGGUGGGAGCCUGGAGCACCUCCCCAGGGUCAGGGGCACCAGCCCCGAGCACCUCAAACAGCAUUUCGGGGGGAGCCCUGAUCACAAACACGUGGGUGGAGGCGGCGGCAGCGGCAGCAGCAGCAGGGAGGGCACCCUCCGAAGGCAGGCGCAAGAGGAUGUGUCAGCCCAUCACCGGAAUGUCUACAGUGGCAUGAACGAAUCAACCUUGUCCUAUGUUAGGCAGCUGGAGGCAAGAGUAAGACAGCUGGAGGAAGAAAAUCGCAUGCUGCCCCAGGCCACCCAGAAUAGAAGGCAACCUCCAACUAGAAACAGCUCAAAUAUGGAGAAAGGCUGGGGGCCCAGAGCCCGGCGGGUCUUGCAGUGGUGGCAAGGGUGCCGAGGAAUAGGACGAUGCCUGCCCACUCUCCCGGGUUCUUUUAGGUUGUCAUCAGGGGCUGAUGGGAGUAACAGUUCACCCAACUCUCCAGCUAGCUUCAGUGGACAUACCACACCUUCUCAGCAGCCUGAACCUGUGGUACACUCUCUUAAGGUUGUAUGGAGGAAACUUGGAGAUGCUGCAGGUUCGUGUCCUGGAAUUAGGCAACAUUUGUCUGGAAACCAGUACAAGGGACCCAUGUGAGACGCACUCUCUUUCAAACAUGACAUCACCACUGCAAGAGAGAUAAGAGAGGAAAGAGUGGAUUUCCACAAACCUGGAGUAAUUGUACAUUGCACAUAUUUUCCCUCGAAAAACUUUAGUAUGGCUGAAGUUGUAUUUUUUGUCUCUCACUUUGAUGUUCACUACAGUCCAUCUUAAACAAGGUAGCUUUGAAAAUCACCAUUUUGGUACCAAUAUUUUCAUUAGAACUAAAAUGUUUUUGACUCUUCAGGUCUGAAAUUGUAAUGGGGAAACCUGCAUGAUUGGAAGAGUCCAGUAGAGCCUCAGUGGUUUUGAUAGAAUCGAAUCAUUGCAUAUCAUGGUGGGAGUGUUCUACCAUGUUGUUGAAGAUAACAAGUGGUUUCCAGCUUCCCAAGUUGGAGAGUUGGUAACCUAUUAUAUUUUAGUCAAUAAAAUACUAGUUCCUGAUGCAUAAUUAAUUUGGAUGCAAGAUAAGGUUAGGUUUCUUGGAUUUUGUUUUGACUUUUGAGGUACUAAAAUACCACAUCAGUUUUCCUUACCAGCUAGAAGGGUAGCAGGACUUUGUCGAGUGCAUUAUCAGAGUGCCAUUUACUUAAAUUAAUCAAAGUAAAUAUAUCUUUUCUUUCAUCUUAAUGUAUUAUUCAUGAAGACACAUCUUGGGGACAUAUCAAGCUCCACCUUCAGUGUAUUCAUUAAUGUUAAUAUUAACAAUUUCAAUUAAAGAACAAGCAAACAAUUUUUCUAAGUGUUUCCAGCUGUGAGAUGUCAAUUUCUACAAUUUAGUUGCUAGACAUGCUGUUAUAUUUAAUAAACUUUCUGUAAACUUUAAAAUAUUGCACUGCAUUUAUGAAAAAAGCUUUCUUAGCCUACAGCAGCUAUCUUAACGUUUUAUGAAACUGACGCAUGUCCUUCAUUAUUGAAGCUAAAAGCUCUCGUUCAGAUUGCUUGAGAUUUGAAAAGAGGUGUGCUAGCU
This is a messenger RNA of Dama dama (fallow deer), 3302 nucleotides long. It is a transcript of the gene CCDC85A, whose product is annotated as coiled-coil domain containing 85A. NCBI's taxonomy places the organism in Eukaryota, Metazoa, Chordata, Mammalia, Artiodactyla, Cervidae. Bases 698 to 2329 code for a protein of 543 amino acids. The record is from RefSeq and is a predicted model, not a curated record. The transcript has 6 exons.